Messenger RNA from Limulus polyphemus (Atlantic horseshoe crab), 1268 nucleotides. Its product is annotated as intraflagellar transport protein 25 homolog. Gene Ontology annotation, biological process: intraciliary transport. NCBI's taxonomy places the organism in Eukaryota, Metazoa, Arthropoda, Merostomata, Xiphosura, Limulidae. The record is from RefSeq and is a predicted model, not a curated record. The transcript is spliced from 4 exons. The coding region runs from base 171 to 608 and encodes 145 amino acids. Gene Ontology annotation, cellular component: intraciliary transport particle B; cilium; centrosome.
UCAAUUAAUUUGUAAACAUAGUCUUGUUGCCUUGACAUUUGUAAACAAGUAUUUUGCUUUCAUCUAUAAAACAUCCAUAUAGAAUAAAAGAAGGCAACUAAAAAGAUUAUAGUUUAAUAAUUUUAAUGACGUUUUCUAUUAAAUUUACAUAAUAAAAAGUAUUAAUUCGUAUGGUAGGGUUACUGUUACCAGACAUGAACAACUUGGCGUUAUCCACCAAUGGAACAAAGGUCGUGAUGGCAAGUUCUACAGAUGAAAAGUAUCCGCCAGAAAACAUUAUUGACGGGAAGUCAGAUACAUUUUGGACCACAACAGGAAUGUAUCCCCAAUGUUUUGUUGUUGCUUUUCCUUCUACCAGCAGUGUGGACUCUGUUAUUAUUAGUUGCUACAAUGUUAAGGAAAUCAGACUAGAAAAAAGUACAAGCAACGAGCCUGUUGAAUUUGAAAAAGUUGGACAAAAAGAGUUAACAGCAAGCAGUGGAGCCCUACAGAAAGAUACCAUCCACAGUGAAUCUUUUGAAGCUAAAUAUCUAAGAUUUGUUAUUACAUCUGGCUAUGAUCACUUCUGUGCUGUGUACAAAAUACAAGUUUCGGGAACAUUAUAUUGAUAUAAAAAAGGCAAAUAAUCAUCACCAAAAAAAAAAAACACUAAUAAAAUAAUCACAUUUCAACAAAGACAUCAGGAAUAGCAGUGUAUUUAAAACGGUAUUUUUUUAUGAUAGAAAUAUGCAUGAACUACAUUGUUUAUGAAAAAAAUCAUAAUCAUUACUAUUACUUGUUUUUAGUUUAUGUAACUGCUAAAUCCUGCUGUGAUCUUGAUAUUUUCAUAGCAUAGGUUUUGUAACUUCAAAUAUAUAUAUAAUGGUUACUAUUUAUACAUUAAUAAGGCUUUAUGCACAUGAAUAUUUGUCUUCAAAUUUCACCCUUUUGGCUUUCAUGCUAAAAUCUCAGUGAAUUAAAAACACACCAAAAAUUUGAGUGAUUUUAAAUAGUUGACUGCUCUUUUUCAGGAGAAGAGAGAAGAUGAAUAGUCAACUAAUCGAAAGUGCUCAGUUUUAGUUUUUUGAAAUUUCAUUGCACCUUUAAUAUGUGAUCCUGUGUGCUUACUCUUCAAUCAAAAUGCUAAAAUGUUAUGAAUUUUUUUUUUACUUAGUUUUUUUUUUAAGUAACGACAAGCAUGUUUAUCACAAAUUCACUAGUAUGCAUUUUUUUUGAGAAGUUUUCAAGUCUCUUUUAGGACCACCAUCAGGUCAACUGAUAACAAAAAA